Molecule: messenger RNA, 1727 nt
Organism: Clupea harengus (Atlantic herring)
Lineage: Eukaryota; Metazoa; Chordata; Actinopteri; Clupeiformes; Clupeidae
Gene: gtf2h2
Product: general transcription factor IIH subunit 2
Biological process (GO): nucleotide-excision repair; regulation of transcription by RNA polymerase II; DNA-templated transcription
Cellular component (GO): transcription factor TFIIH core complex; transcription factor TFIIH holo complex
Molecular function (GO): zinc ion binding
Source: RefSeq, a predicted model, not a curated record
GGACAUUUAUGUAGUUACACUGACAUCCUUGUGAAGUGGAGCUUGAGCUUGUUUAGUAUAUUUGCGAAGUCUUAUUUUACCUGUCAUAAGGCGUAUGCUUCAAAUCUUGUUAAUUCUAAAAUUUUAUAGGUGCUUGGAUUUCAACAAAAUGGAUGAAGAGCCGGAGAUUGCCAAGAGGUGGGAAGGGGGUUACGAGCGGACCUGGGAGGUGCUUAAAGAGGAUGAGUCUGGAUCUCUGAAGGCCACAGUAGAAGACAUUCUUUUCCAGAGCAAAAGGAAAAGGGUCAUCGAGAGCCAUGGGCAGGUUCGACUGGGGAUGAUGCGGCACCUGUUUGUUGUGGUUGACACCUCCCGAACCAUGGAUGACCAUGACUUAAAGCCUAACCGCCUGACCUCUACCCUGAAGCUUCUGGAGUUUUUUGUGGACGAGUACUUUGACCAGAACCCAAUCAGUCAGAUAGGAAUUAUAACCACCAAAAACAAGAGGGCGGAGAAACUGACUGACCUUUCUGGGAACUCCAAGAAACAUAUCACUGCCCUAAAGAAAGCGGUGGACACUACAUGUAUUGGAGAGCCUUCCCUCUACAACUCCAUUAACCUUGCUAUGCAGACUCUGAAGCACAUGCCGGGACAUACCAGUAGAGAGAUUCUGAUCGUCCUCAGCAGCCUAACAACAUGUGACCCUGCAAACAUUUAUGAACUCGUAAAGACUCUGCAAGGCCUGAAAAUCCGUGUGUCUGUGAUAGGCCUGUCUGCAGAGGUGCGAGUGUGCACCGUCCUCACACGAGACACUGGGGGUUCCUACAAUGUCAUCCUGGAUGAAUGCCAUUUCCGUGAGUUGUUGAUGUUGCAUGUGAAGCCUCCCCCGGCCAGCACCUCGUCUGAGUGCUCCCUCAUCCGCAUGGGUUUCCCACAACACAUCAUUGCUUCCAUGUCAGAACAAGAUGCCAAGCCAUCCUUCAGCAUGGCGCACUUGGAUAGCACUGGUGGUCCUGGACUGGGUUUUGGAGGAUACUACUGCCCCCAAUGCAGAGCCAAGUACACAGAAUUACCUGUGGAGUGUAAGGUUUGUGGUCUGACGCUGGUGUCUGCUCCUCACCUGGCACGAUCCUUCCACCAUCUCUUCCCCCUGGAUGCCUUCCAGGAGAGUCCCCUGGAAGAACUUACAGGAGAGAGGUUUUGCCAAGGCUGUCAAGGUCAACUGAAAGACCAAAGUGUGUUCACCUGCCCUGUGUGUCGGACUGUAUUCUGUGUGGAAUGUGACCUCUUCAUCCACGACACCCUGCACUGCUGUCCCAGCUGCAUCCACAGCCAAGGAAUGUCUUGACGACUGCCCAACUUGCUUUCGGACGUGUAUUUUACGGACUCCUAACCUAGGUGCAACUGGACACGUAGAGCUCGCCCCCAACCUUAAUGAACUCAACUGAGCAACCCCAAGAGACAUGUAGCCAGAAUCUCAGAAGUGGUGCUGUGCUGGUGAACAUGAGGUGCACUUCUACGAGCAAGACAUUUCCCUCUCAGCUCAUUCUUCUGCUCUGUUAUUCGUUCCUCCAUUUUGACUCCAAGGUAAAAAAAAAAAAAAUGGAGGCUCAGAACAGCCAUGUAAGGAAGCAGAUGAAAUGAUGCAGCCAUGGCUCCCUCUAAUGGGGAUGAAAGGCUAUACAGUGACCAAAAGGACCAAGUUGUGUAUCGUCAAUACGUCAAUAAAUCUUUGUUAGUGGAAUGUA